This is a messenger RNA of Dermacentor andersoni, 1535 nucleotides long. NCBI's taxonomy places the organism in Eukaryota, Metazoa, Arthropoda, Arachnida, Ixodida, Ixodidae. The record is from RefSeq and is a predicted model, not a curated record.
CAUGCGGUACACAACGGUGUCUUCUGUGGAACAAAGAACUUCAGACCGUGUCAAGAGUGAGAUGCAUCUGGCAAGCAGGUUUAGAGACACCAUCAAUGGCUUAAAGGGGCCAUCAGCCUUGAUGAACUUGAAAGGUCUGUACCUUGUGAACGGCUACAGCGUUGAGUACAUGCACUGUGUCCUACAAGGUGCUGCAAAGCAGCUGACAGAAACCAUCCUGUCAAGUUCAAAUUCUGAUGAGCGCUUCUAUUCAGGUGCACCAACAGCCCUUUCCAAAAUAGAUGCACGGCUGUUGUCCAUCAAGCCACCUCACUGCAUUACAAGGCUGCCACGGUCUGUUCAAGAAAGAAGCCAUUGGAAGGCAUCUGAAUGGAGAAACUGGCUCCUUUUCUAUGCUCUGCCUUGCCUUAAUGACAUUCUGCAUCAUGAAUACUGGAGGCACCAUUCCAAGCUUUGUGAGGGUAUAUAUAUCCUCCUUCAAGAGGAACUCACCAUUCUUGAAAUUGGCAAAGCUGAGUCUCUUCUCAAGAACUUUGUGUCAAGGUGUGAAGCAUUAUAUGGUGUGGCAUUCAUGACAUAUAAUGUCCACGCACUCCUCCACCUUGGAAUCUGUGCCCGUUCCCUUGGGCCCCUUUGGGCACAUUCUGCCUUCGUGUUUGAAGGGGGAAAUGGCACCAUUGUGCGGCAGAUUUCCGCAGCAAAGGGCCUUCCGGACCAAAUUGUAGAACGAGUCGUCAUGUCUCAGCAGCUGCAGCGUCUACUUGGAAGUCCACUUCUAGCUUCUGAAGAAAAAAGGUUGUGCAAUGGCUUUCUUGGAUAUUCACCUGUGAAAAACUUUUUGUGUGUAGAUGGCUUAUCACUGUUGGGCACAGGUAAGAAGACAGUGCUCAGUGCUGAAGAGCAGGAUGCACUGUAUAGUCGGUGUGGAGUGGCUGUGUCCGAUGCUGUGGAAUAUGAGCGAUUUGUGCAAAAGAAGCAAGUUUUCCACAGCACUGGAUUCAGAAGACCUUCAAAAUCUGAUACGACCUUUGUGCAGACAUAUGCUGGGUGCUAUGCACGAAUUGAGAAAAUACUUGUGCUUCAGGAGACAGGCUGCUGCUAUGUUAUCUGCAGACCAGUAAUUAUAGCAGAUGUUCGUGCCAUUCCUCCUCACAUAAAGGAGUGUUUCCUUUCGUGUGAUGGAACGCGCGACGUGAUCUUGCCUGAUGAAAUUGUUGACAGUUGUUUGUGUAUAGAUUUUGUGCAAGAAGAUAAGAUGUUCAUUUGUGACCUGCCGAACAAGAUUGAAAGGGAUUGAAGAGACACUAAAGAGAAAAAUGAGUUUAGCUGUAUUAGUAAUUAACCGUUCCUCAUUACCAAAAACAAAGUGUCUAAAGCUACUGUGGAAUGGAAGAUCCAUAAGGAAAACACUCUACAGCAACUGCAUUCCACGAAUCUCCUUGCUGCUUUCAGAAUACUAGGGUUCAAACAUGUAGCGAGCUGCUUAUCACACAUGUAUACCAACCCGUCAUCACACAAGUGAAGUGGUAUCCUGC